Homarus americanus (American lobster) is the source of this 689-nucleotide messenger RNA. RefSeq names its product dynein axonemal heavy chain 3-like. Gene Ontology annotation, molecular function: minus-end-directed microtubule motor activity; dynein light intermediate chain binding; dynein intermediate chain binding. The transcript has 4 exons. The record is from RefSeq and is a predicted model, not a curated record. Gene Ontology annotation, cellular component: dynein complex. Gene Ontology annotation, biological process: microtubule-based movement. NCBI's taxonomy places the organism in Eukaryota, Metazoa, Arthropoda, Malacostraca, Decapoda, Nephropidae. The coding region runs from base 3 to 587 and encodes 194 amino acids.
UCAUGGAUAAUGCUCCUGGUCAUGACCCUGACCUUGCCAGAAAUUUGGAGUAUCAAUUUGGCUUUGUGAAAGUGUUGUUUUUGCCUUCAAACACUAAUUUAUACACCAAUGAGGAAAAGGCAGAAAUAUUAGAAAAGAUACAAGCAGUUGCCAAAGAUGAGGGUAAGAAGAUGGACUCCUCACCUAUGACACUGUUUGGCUACUUCAACGAGCGAGUGAGGGCCAACCUGCACUUGGUAGUGGCCAUGUCCCCCAUAGGCGACACCUUCAGGACCAGGCUCAGGAUGUUCCCCUCCCUCAUUAACUGCUGCACUAUAGACUGGUUUACUGCAUGGCCUGAUGAUGCCUUGGAGAUGGUGGCCACAUCACUGCUGCAGGAAACUAAACUGGAGGCAUCAUUGUUGGCUCACUGUGUCACUGUCUGCAAGUAUUUCCACCACAGCAUUGAUGACCUUGCCCACAGGUUCUAUGAGCAGCUGCGGCGGAGGUACUAUGUGACACCCACCUCCUACCUGGAGCUCGUGUUCACCUUCAAGCAGCUCCUCCUUAAGAAGCGCUCAGAGAUCCUCACACUACGGGACAGGUAAAGCUCAGGAAGCUCAUCACCAGCUUUAGUAAUGUUAUACUGUACAUUAGGGGGCAGGGAAAACACACUUUUAUUUGAGUUGCAGGCUGCACUUUUCAGGCAU